UGUCGCUUAAACACGUCAUUACGUUCCGCUCAGAGGCUAUGGCGCUUCCUGACUGGAUGGUAACGCUGGUUAUCACCGCAUCCUUCUUCUGUUUCUUCUGUUUAUGUGUUCGUUACAGACGCGCAGGAAAAUUGUUUUGGAGAGAUUUGUUGAGCAAAAUAAUGGCUCGCACGGAGAAGCCAUUGUUCCGAAUCGCGUACACACUCUACACUCGGACCAGACUUGGCUAUAUGUACUACAAGAGGCAAAUGAGGAAAGCCCGAGAACAUUACCCUGCUGGACAUUCCACAGCUCAGCCCAUGGAGUUCAAUGGUAUCAAAAUAAUUCCCAUCUCGGUACUGUCUGACAACUACAGCUAUCUUGUAAUUGACACGGCCUCCAGUGUUGCAGUUGUUGUAGACCCUGCAGACCCUCAAACAGUUCAGGCAGUCCUUGAGGAAGAGGGAGUUACGUUAGAAGCAAUACUCUGUACACACAAGCAUUGGGACCACAGUGGGGGAAACAAAGGGUUGAAAAGGCUUCACAGCUCAUGCAGAGUUUAUGGAAAUGCAGCUGAUAACAUUCCUGGACUCACGCACCCUCUCUCACACAAGGACUCAGUAACAGUUGGCCGUAUGCACUUUAAGGCCCUCUUCACUCCAGGACAUACAGUGGGCCACAUGAUCUACCUCCUAGAUGGCCGGGGGGUCAGCGCCCCCUCCAGCCUCUUCUCUGGUGACCUGGUGUUCCUCUCAGGAUGUGGAAGGAUGUUUGAAGGCAGUGCCACAACAAUGCUGUCAUCUCUGGACACAGUCGCCUCCUUGAGUGAUGAUACUCUCUUAUGGCCUGGUCAUGAGUAUGCAGAGGACAACCUGCUUUUUGCUGCUGAGGUUGAGCCACACAACGCUGCCAGGGAAAACAAAUAUCAGUGGGUGCUGCAGCAGCGAGGCCAGAAGCUGUGCACGAGUCCGUCCACUAUCGGAGACGAGAGGCAGUACAAUCCUUUCUUGCGCAGUCACUCUGCAGAGCUCCAUCUGGCCCUGGGCCUCCAGCAGUUCCAGGAUGAAGACUGGACCCAGUUCAGGGCUCGGGUGCUGGAGGAGCUGCGAAAACGCAAAGACCUCUACAACAGGAGAUAGAACUGGGAACAAUAAGACCAAAAGUCAGAGAACAGAGGAGUGAGCUCACCUGUGCUGGACGUGGUAUGAAAGCAGCAAUCUGCAGUUUUAAAGUAAAGAUGCGGGGAGCUCUGAGGUACUGUAUAAAAGGUUAAGUCUGUUCAAAGAAACCAGUUUUGUACAUUUAAAGGGGCAUUCAGUCAUUUUUGACCUUUAUCAACCUGUAUCAGAGACUACUAGAAACAUAGUCACAACUUCAUUAUUACAUGAUACUAAUCAAUAAGCCUAUGGCCUCCCCACAUACUGUAUAUUAUGCUAAUUUUGUGUUUCUAGACAGUGCUCAUUUAUUGCCUCUUUAACACAGAGACAAAAACAUGUAGAUUUGCAUGAGUAGCUUUCUCUUAUUUUACAAGUAGGUAAAAACAGAUUUCUGAUUCUGGUGUGUGAAGCACAGGGUGGUAACAGGUCUGCACACUACAUAAGUUAGCAUGUUAGGUACUGUGUUUUUUACUACACAACCUGGUAUUAUUUUUAAGGCAAUAAUACAUUGUUUUAAAAUCCUUACAUGAAGAUCUUUGGUACGCUGACUGUAUUUGGUAUGCUGGUUUCACAUUUACAGUGCUGCUGAACAGUAAUUAACUUUGCUGUGGAAGCUGUGAUUUUUGGACUUGAAUAUUUGAUUGUAUUACUAUAAUGGUACUGUAAAUUUAACAAAUCACAAACACUGCUUGCUGUCGGUACUUUGUAUUAAAGUCAGCACAACGUAUUGGGGGGGGGGGGUCUGUACACUAGCCUUUCAUGUGAAUCUUUGUUUGCUGAAUCAAAGAGCCAAUUUUGUUUUGACUUAAACAAGAUGUUACUAACAUGAGUUCUUUAUGAUGCAUGUGAUUGGGCUACAAGCUCUGUUUUUUUGUUGUUGUUGUUGUUUUUUUCAUUUUAUAAUCCUCCUAUGAAACAAGAAUUAAUCUGAAACGGGGCCCCAGGUAUUAGACGUGGAACAUGUGUUUUCUAGUACAGCCCUUUUUUGUGCCCCUGUAUUUUCCAAGUGGUAGUAGUUGCACUACAUGAACGAGAACAGCAGCAUAUGUGAAGGAUUUGACCGGUAGUGCACUGUAAUGUAUGAAAUGUGACUUACUGUUGAAUUACUCAUAACUGCCAACAGUUAUAAUGAACAUAAUCAAACGUACAGGGUGGUGUUGAGCCAAACAAUCUGUAGGCACACACUUUGUUUUGCAAUCACUUUUGACUUUUGUUUAAAAUAUGUAAUAUUCGAGAGUAAGAUGGUGAAAGAUCUUUAAUCUUCUUUAUAAUAUGAGACUACAAUGUGACAUUGACUGUGGCAUUACUUUAAAAUUUCAGAAUUUUGGAAUGUUUUUGUAGCCAAUUUGAAAACUUUGGAGAGCAAAAUUGUACAUAUUUUUUAAAAAUAUUGAAAGAUUUAUUAUACUGUGACAAUACAAUUACACUUAAAAUUAUUUCAAGUAAAAACGUAUUCUUCCCAUGUACAUUUGAAUAUUUUGGUUGCUAUUUAUAAAGGAAGACUAAUGCAGCCUGAGAUGGGCGAGAAUGCAAAGGAAUACACCUUUAAAUUUUUGAGGAGAUACGAGCGCUCUUCAGAUUCCUCCGUUUCUCCUGCAGAAGGGCUCAAAUCAAAGCACCUUGUCCCCUGGUGAUUGUUGACUAAAAUGUUAUUCUGUUUGUUUGAUGCAGAUUCGCAUCUUAUUUGCAUAGGUUUGAGUUAUGAAUACCACCACAUGGGAGACUGUUUUACUUCAGGUUACGUUUUAAUGAGGAAAUAUGAAAGUAAACUCCUUCAUUAGAGCUGUGUAUGUGUUAUUUGUUGUCUUUAUGAGUGUUCAAAACUGACAGCUGAGUUAUUUUUCCCACUGCUGUAACUUCCCUCAACUCAAAUAAGAACAUAACCUACUUUAUGCACAUGCAAAAGAUACUCUAUAAAAAAAAUGUGAACUGAACAAUGUGUCGACAAAGCAGUGUAAUAAAACACAACGACGAGCUGUAGGAUUACAGACCAA
Molecule: messenger RNA, 3130 nt
Organism: Siniperca chuatsi (mandarin fish)
Lineage: Eukaryota; Metazoa; Chordata; Actinopteri; Centrarchiformes; Sinipercidae
Gene: pnkd
Product: PNKD metallo-beta-lactamase domain containing
Exons: 9
Coding region: 39-1118 (359 amino acids)
Cellular component (GO): mitochondrion
Molecular function (GO): hydroxyacylglutathione hydrolase activity
Source: RefSeq, a predicted model, not a curated record